AUGUCUGCCCGGAUCGCGACUCGACUCCUGAAACCGACCCUCGGAAACUUCCGCUCUCCGAUCAUAACAGCCUCGCAGCGGGCCUGGACAUGCCAGCAAUGCGCUCGAUGGAACAAUGGCAGCGUGCGGGGGUUAUUGCUGAGAAAUGAACGUUUCUACCAUGCUGCCACCCCUCGGUAUGCACAGGAAAGUGGUGGAGGGUCUCAGGGAGGCUACACGGCGAAGAAAGGGUCAAGAAAGGGGUUUAUAUUUGCAGCUGCUACUGGCACGCUUGGAGGCACCUUGCUCUUCUUCUACGACGACGUACGGCAUGCGUGCCGAGCGGCAGAACGGACCGGGAGAGUUCUGACCGGCUUGCUAGUCUGUAUCAAUGACUACAGGGUAACUUUGAAUCAAAAGACGGACUCCGAGGAAGAGCGGACUGCUAUCCUAAACACCUGUCAUCAAAGAUGUGCGGAUCGAACACUAAAAGUCCUCGAGAAGAACGGGUCAAUAUUCAUCAAAUUGGGCCAGCAUCUAAGUAGCUUGGGCUAUUUGCUGCCGUUGGAAUGGACCACAACUUUUAUCCCUCUCCAGGAUAAAUGCCCUGUUUCGUCCUUCGAAUCAGUACAGGAAAUGUUUCUCAAGGAUACCGGCCACACGAUAGAUGAAAUCUUUUCCAGCUUCGACCCGGAACCCAUUGGAGCUGCAUCUUUGGCGCAAGUACAUGUGGCCGUAUUGAGAGAAACUGGACAAAAGGUUGCAAUCAAAGUGCAGCAUCCAACACUCGAAGAGUGGGCUCCAUUGGACCUGAGUCUCACGCGAUUCACCUUUUCUGCUCUAAAACGAGUUUUCCCUGAAUAUGAUCUCGAGUGGCUCGCAAGAGAGAUGGAUCUUUCACUACCUCAGGAGCUGGAUUUCCAAAUGGAGGCAGAGAAUGCCAGGACGGCUCGUGAAUAUUUCAAAACCAGAACUAACGCGCCGCUCGUUAUUCCCAAAGUUAUAUGGGCAAAGAAACGCCUUCUUGUGAUGGAGUUCAUAUCGGGUCAUCGACCAGAUGACCUCGAAUUCCUUGACUCCAACAACAUCGAUCGGGACGAGGUAUCAGCCGCCCUAGCCCAUAUAUUCAAUGAAAUGAUAUUCGGUGACGGUGCCCCCUUACACUGCGAUCCCCACGGCGGCAAUAUCGCAAUCUGUAAAAACGACUCAAGAAGGGGCGGACCCAAUUUUGAUAUCGUCCUAUACGACCACGGCUUAUAUCGUACCAUCCCCAAGGAACUGCGUAUAAACUACGCUAAACUCUGGCUCGCUGUGAUUAACGCGGACGAACAGGGGAUGCGCAAAUAUGCAUAUGAGGUUGCUGGUGUAACAGACGCCGAAUUCCCGCUAUUUGCUAGCGCCAUUACUGGAAGGGAUUAUACUGUCCUUGCUAAGAAUGAAGUUGCCUCCUCACGAUCGUCCGAGGAGAAGGAAUCCAUCACUUCCGCGUUGGGAGAUGGGAUGUUGCAAGAACUAGUUAGCCUGCUGGGUAAGGUUCCUAGGAUCAUCUUGCUGAUCCUAAAAACGAAUGAUCUAACCCGAAAUCUCGAUGAAAAUCUACAUACACGCCACGGCCCUGUUCGUACCUUUCUUAUCCUAGCCAAAUAUGCCACUUGUGCUGUGUUCUCGGAAGAGAUGGAGCUCAUCGCGCAGCAAGGUAGCAUCCUCUGGCCACGGAAUUUCCUCCGCUUCCUUCACGCCUGGGUAAGCUACCUCCGUGUCGAGAUAAAGCUCGAGAUUUAUGAACAUUGGCUGUCGAUACGGAAUCGAUUCGGCCUGGCUAACCAUUGA
This is a messenger RNA of Arthroderma uncinatum, 1809 nucleotides long. RefSeq lists its product as uncharacterized. Gene Ontology annotation, cellular component: mitochondrial inner membrane. The record is from RefSeq and is a predicted model, not a curated record. NCBI's taxonomy places the organism in Eukaryota, Fungi, Ascomycota, Eurotiomycetes, Onygenales, Arthrodermataceae. Bases 1 to 1809 code for a protein of 602 amino acids. Gene Ontology annotation, biological process: mitochondrion organization; lipid homeostasis. The transcript has 4 exons.